GCGAGCAGUGCCUGCAUAAAGGGAUGUGUGGCUUUCGGUUAUGGCGCUGGCGUGAAGUUGUUGGGCAUGGACGACGCCAGGAAGCAGGACAUUAUCGCUGCUCUCAUUUAAGCUCGGCAGGUUAGCGAGGAACUCAACAGCGGAAAAGUCGCGCUCGUCAGUGGAAAGCGGUAUUUUUAGUAUAAACGGGAAAUGACCGAGGAGCCGUGAGAGGCUGAGAGCAGCUUGACUUUUUGAGGAGAGAGAUUUUGCUGUUCGAAAGUUGAGCUGCGAGCUGUGGAGAAGCGACAUGGACCGUCGGAGCUGAACCGAGUUUUCCGCGUCGAGUCUCUGUCUUUCUUUUCGUCUUUUCUGUUUGUUUUUAUUGGCGUGUUGACUGUAAGAGCUGAAAGAGCCGCAGACAUGCCGGCGAAAACCAAGUACAAUUUAGUGGACGACGGGCACGACCUGCGGAUUCCUAUGCAUAACGAGGAAGCCUUCCAGCAUGGCAUUAAUUUCGAGGCAAAGUACAUUGGUAGUCUGGAUGUGGCGCGACCCAACAGCCGUGUGGAGAUAGUGGCUGCCAUGAGACGGAUACGGUAUGAAUUUAAAGUGAAGAACAUCAAGAAGAAAAAAGUCAACAUCAUGGUUUCCGUGGAUGGGGUCAAAGUUGUACUGCGCAAAAAGAAAAAGAAAAAAGAAUGGACCUGGGAUGAGAGCAAGAUGAUGGUAAUGCAGGAUCCCAUUUACAGGAUAUUCUAUGUAUCACAUGAUUCCCAAGAUUUGAAAAUCUUCAGUUACAUAGCCAGAGAUGGGCAGAGCAAUGUGUUCAGAUGCAGUGUCUUCAAAUCCAAGAAGAAGAGCCAGGCCAUGCGGAUUGUGCGGACCGUGGGUCAGGCCUUCGAGGUUUGCCACAAGCUCAGUCUGCAGCACGCCCAGCAGAAUGCAGAUGGCCAGGAAGAUGGAGACAGCCAGAAGACCUGCACAGACUCAGGAGUGCAAGAUCGUGAGCUGACUGGAGCUGAAAAGGCGGUCGCAGAGGAGACGGACAUUGAUGCAGAAGAGCUGCCUCUGCCUGACAGCACAGUUGAUGAAUUCAGCCGUGGGGUGACUGACCUGGACGCUGCUAAAAAAGAUGAUGACGUCACUAAGGACAAGAAGCUCUCCGAAGAGCCCUCCAUCCUGUUAUCCUCUCCAAAAAUGCUGCUUCCUUCUGGCAGCCAGCUCCCAGCUGGCACGCCGCUGUCCGUCCACCACCAGCUCCAGCUCCUUCAGCAGCAACUCACACAGCAGCAGCAGCAAACCCAAGUAGCUGUAGCUCAGGUUCACCUGCUGAAGGACCAGCUCUCAGCAGAGGCAGCGGCCAGGAUUGAGGCCCAGGCGCGUGUGCACCAGCUGCUGCUGCAGAACAAGGACCUUCUCCAGCACAUCUCGCUGCUGGUCAAACAGGUCCAGGAGCUGGAGCUCAAGUUGGCCGGUCACGGCUCCAUGGGAUCUCAGGACAGUCUGUUGGAGAUCACAUUCCGAGCUAACGUCCCUCCGGUCAUCUGCGACCCCACCACCCCGCGGCCCGAGGAUGCCGUCCUGCCACCGCUGAAUGAUGGAACACAGCUGUCUCUGCCCCUGGGCAGUCCUUUAGGUAGGAACCAGGCCUUGGCCAAGUUUGAGUGUUUUCGUUUUCUCCCGGGACCACCCCAGCAGGAGCAGAGUCCCGACCCAUCCUCGGAGGAGGUGUCACCCUCAGCCCGGGACGAACUUCUGGGCAGCCUGGAGCUGCUGAAAUUCCGCGAGUCAGGUAUCGCCUCCGAAUACGAGUCCAACACAGAUGAGAGUGACGAACGUGACAGCUGGGGGCUGCAAGACGAGAGCACCCUGCGCCUGCUAAACGUGCUUAACAAACACGCCCCAUCUGACAGCCUGGAAGAUGAAAUAGCCGUCUAG
Messenger RNA from Colossoma macropomum (tambaqui), 1920 nucleotides. It is a transcript of the gene nos1apa, whose product is annotated as nitric oxide synthase 1 (neuronal) adaptor protein a. The record is from RefSeq and is a predicted model, not a curated record. Gene Ontology annotation, molecular function: nitric-oxide synthase binding. The transcript has 10 exons. The coding region runs from base 403 to 1920 and encodes 505 amino acids. Lineage: Eukaryota; Metazoa; Chordata; Actinopteri; Characiformes; Serrasalmidae.